CUUGAUAACUUAUAUAUAUCAUUGUAGGUUGUUUACUGUCGUGUUCCUCUCUCCCUGUCACAAAAUAUCAUCAAUUUUUUGAUCUGAAAAAUCGCAAACAACAAGUGUGUUGUUGUGCAGGUAAAUAUGGGAGUGGUUGAAAACAACGGCGUGGACGAGGGAACGCUCGAGAUCGGAAUGGAAUAUAGAACCGUCUCUGGAGUUGCUGGACCACUGGUCAUCCUUGAUAAAGUGAAGGGACCUAAGUAUCAAGAAAUUGUCAAUAUCCGGUUAGGAGAUGGAAGUAUUAGACGUGGUCAAGUCUUGGAAGUUGACGGAGAGAAGGCCGUUGUUCAGGUUUUCGAAGGAACAUCUGGAAUUGACAAUAAAUUUACCACUGUUCAGUUCACUGGAGAGGUGUUAAAAACUCCUGUUUCUAUGGAUAUGCUUGGGCGCAUAUUCAACGGUUCUGGGAAGCCAAUUGAUAAUGGUCCUCCAAUUUUGCCAGAGGCUUACCUGGAUAUAUCUGGAAGUUCUAUCAAUCCUAGUGAGAGAACAUAUCCGGAAGAAAUGAUACAGACUGGUAUCUCUACUAUUGAUGUCAUGAAUUCUAUCGCUAGAGGACAAAAGAUUCCUCUAUUUUCUGCUGCUGGUCUUCCCCACAAUGAAAUAGCUGCUCAGAUCUGUCGUCAAGCUGGUUUAGUUAAGCGGCUGGAAAAGACAGAAAACUUACUUGAGAGUGGAGGAGAAGAGGACAAUUUUGCUAUCGUCUUUGCGGCUAUGGGGGUGAACAUGGAGACUGCACAGUUUUUCAAACGUGAUUUUGAGGAAAAUGGAUCUAUGGAGAGAGUGACUCUUUUUCUGAACCUUGCCAAUGAUCCUACAAUAGAGCGUAUCAUCACUCCUCGUAUUGCUCUGACCACAGCAGAAUAUUUGGCUUAUGAAUGUGGGAAACAUGUUCUUGUUAUCUUAACAGAUAUGAGUUCAUAUGCUGAUGCCCUUCGAGAGGUCUCUGCUGCUAGAGAAGAAGUACCUGGUAGGCGUGGAUAUCCUGGGUAUAUGUAUACUGAUUUGGCGACAAUAUAUGAACGUGCUGGACGAAUCGAAGGCCGAACAGGCUCCAUCACCCAAAUUCCAAUUCUGACUAUGCCUAAUGAUGAUAUUACACAUCCCACUCCGGAUCUUACGGGUUACAUUACUGAGGGACAGAUCUACAUUGAUAGACAGCUCCAUAACAGACAGAUUUACCCACCAAUCAACGUGCUUCCAUCCCUAUCUCGAUUGAUGAAGAGUGCUAUUGGUGAGGGGAUGACCCGCAAAGAUCAUUCUGAUGUAUCCAACCAGCUAUAUGCAAACUAUGCCAUUGGGAAAGAUGUCCAGGCGAUGAAAGCUGUGGUUGGAGAAGAAGCUCUUUCUUCUGAGGAUUUGCUCUAUUUGGAGUUUCUGGACAAGUUUGAGAGGAAGUUUGUGGCUCAAGGAGCAUAUGACACCCGAAACAUCUUCCAGUCACUUGAUUUAGCAUGGACACUUCUGCGUAUCUUCCCCCGUGAACUUCUUCACCGUAUACCAGCCAAAACCCUUGAUGCAUUCUACAGUCGUGAAGCUACCAAUUAAAAUGACAAAGGACAAAGCUUUUGUACCAUAGUUUUCUUCACCACGUUGGUGCUGUUGUAAUAAGGGUUAUGUUUUAAUUUGAAUUUGUUGAAAGCCCAAGAUCUGAUACUUUCGAUAAGAGGCAAUUAGGAUAUUUAUUUGGUAUAGAUCCAACUCGCGAGAUGUUUAGCAUGAGAAUCAUGUUUUCCAAGACUAUUUGUUCUCUCCCAUGACAAUUACAUUACAAUAUUACAUAUAUGCAUAUUUACAGAUGAAAGCAUACUUUGAAAUUGAUUCUUUA
This is a messenger RNA of Erigeron canadensis, 1873 nucleotides long. RefSeq names its product V-type proton ATPase subunit B3-like. The transcript is spliced from 15 exons. The record is from RefSeq and is a predicted model, not a curated record. NCBI's taxonomy places the organism in Eukaryota, Viridiplantae, Streptophyta, Magnoliopsida, Asterales, Asteraceae. Gene Ontology annotation, molecular function: proton-transporting ATPase activity, rotational mechanism; ATP binding. Gene Ontology annotation, biological process: proton transmembrane transport; ATP metabolic process. The coding region runs from base 127 to 1593 and encodes 488 amino acids. Gene Ontology annotation, cellular component: proton-transporting V-type ATPase, V1 domain.